Phytomonas sp. EM1 is the source of this 14398-nucleotide messenger RNA. NCBI's taxonomy places the organism in Eukaryota, Euglenozoa, Kinetoplastea, Trypanosomatida, Trypanosomatidae. The record is from the annotation of a GenBank genome assembly.
GUGGUGAUAAGCAAGGCCCUCUUCCGAAUUGUAAUAAAUUGAUUCCUUUAGAGAGCAAGCUAAAACGUAAAAAAAAAAGGAAAAGCAAACAGUCGUUGUUGAGGUUAUCCCUUUGGUUUGUGUGCGUGUGAACGCGUAGAUUUUCUCAGAAAGUUUUGUUUUAAGUUAUUCAAACUAUUAGUUUCAGUAUUUUUUCCCCUUCCAGCAGUUCCCCCCGCUACGGUGGAUUCCUUGUAGACAAAAAAGAAACCGUUCCGGAGAUAUCAAGAAACCGUCAUCGAAGGGAAGCAAAUAAUAGCCAGGUCCACGGGUUUUUUCUAUCGAUCCCAGCCCCACCCCGGUUUGAUUUAGACGUUGCGUCUCGUCGAUUCUUCUUUGCACGUUCCGGAUCGAAUCCGCGAAGAUGGGGACGACGGAUGGUCUAAGCUACGAGAACGGCGACCCCCCGCGUUCCGAUGCGACCCAUCAGUACAUCUUCAAUCGCGUCUGCGAUUUCUUCGCCUGCGGCGACGCCGCGAAGCUGGAGGAGCUUCGUCGGCAGCUUCGCGUGAACUUCGCGGACGGCUCGCCGAAUUUCAUGGAGGUGCACCGCAUGCUCCUCGGGACCGGCGCGAACACGCUUUUGUUUGUCUACCAACCCUCCGACGAGGACGGGGCCGGGGCGGAGGACCUCCUCCGCGUGCUCGACCCCGCGCGGAGCUCCGUCGCGCACGUCUACAAACGCUCCGUCUACCUCCUGCGCCCGUCGAACCAGCGGGCGAUCAGCCCGAAGGACGUCGCGCAGGCGGUGCAGGAGCUCAACAUGGGGAUGCUCCCCGCCGACGUCCUGACGAGCUACGAGCACCUCUUGACGGAGGUCUACACCCCGUUGCUGAGCCGCAUGCAGGCGUGGGGGGAUAACACGCUGGAGGAUCGCAACCACUUCAUCGCGCACCUCGUCCGCUACGCCGAUCGGGUGGCGGAGCUGCAGCGGAUGCCGAACGACCCGAUCCGCCUCCCCGCGAUCGACGAGCGGACGUGGGAGCGGCUCCAGGGCGGCGGCCCCCACCCCCGCGGCGGGAGCGGCGACCCCGACGUCGUGCAACCCCUCAGCGAGACGGUCCAGCGGUGGAUCGAGGUCGUCGGCGAGGUCGUCGCGCAGCAGCCGAAUUACGAGGCGGAGCUGCUCGACGAGAACGCCGGGCCCCGGACGGAGGUGGAGCUGUGGCGGAAACGCCUCGCGUACUUGCAGCUCGUGGAGACCCAGCUCGAGCGGGUCGCGGCGCCGCACGCGAUUCAAUACCUCCGGCGCAUCCACAGCCCCCUCGUGGGGAGCUGGACGGAGACGGACGCGCUCCUCACCGAGGCCCUCGCGGAGGCGCGUGAGAAUGUGAAAUACCUCCAGUCGUUGGAUAAACACAUCGAUGUAUUAUACACGUCCAACCUGAAUGAUAUCAUCAACGUGCUCCCGCCGCUGAUCUCGAAUAUUCGGAUGAUGUACAUCAUCGCGUGCUACUAUCCCACCCGGGAGCACAUGACGGCGCUGUUUUUUAAGAUCACCAACGCACUCGUGCUGGCGUGCAAGCGGGCGAUUAACCCGUCGGGGAUUCGCGCGCGGAUAUGGGAUAUGAUUCACACCCAAAGCACCCUCCAACAGCUGCUGGAGCCGUUGCAGACAAGCGUGCGGCUGAACGAGGUCUACGUCUCGGAGUAUCGCAAAGCGCAGCAGAUUCUGGAAAGUCAAGGCAGCAGUCGGCUGUUCGACUUCGACGAGCUCCGCUUUAUGGGGCAUUUUAACCUCUUCGUGAAGCGCGUCGAUAAGCUGAUGGUGGUGUUCCGCAAGGUCGAGCAGUUCGCGCUGCUGCGGGAUUACCACAUCGACGCGAUGGAGAGCCUGAUCCCGCGGUUUGAGGAUUAUCUCGGACAUUUGCGCGGCAAGACCACCGAUAUCCUCGACAUCCACGACAACAACAAGUUCGACGUGGAGUUUAAGAUCUUCGAGACGCGGCUGGCGGAGCUGGAGACGUCGAUGCAGGUCGCGAUCAACUCCUCCUUCGAGAACAUCACCUCGACCGAGAAGGCGCUGAUGCUUUUGAGCAAAUACCAACGCAUUCUCCAGUCCGAGACCUUCGCGGCGGAUCUGGAGUCGAAGUACCUCGUCAUCUUCCACAGCUACGGCCUCGAGUUGGAAAAGGAUCAGAAGAACUACGAGCGCUACAAGGCGAACCCGCCGAUCGCGCGCAACAUGACGCCCGUCGCGGGCGCCAUCAGCUGGGCCCGGCAGCUCCUCCGCCACAUCAAAGAACCGAUGGAUCGCUUUAAGGAUAACCGCACCGUCAUGGCGAACACGAAGGAUAGCAAGAAGAUCAUCCGCACCUACAACAAGGUCUCCAUCGCGCUGCUCGGAUUCGAGGCGAUUUGGGUGGACGCCUGGCGGCGGUCGAUCGAAUCGCAGCGCGCCGGGCUGAACGCGACGCUGCUCGUACGCCACGAGGGGCGGCUCUACGUGAACUUCGACAGCGAAAUCCCGCAGCUCAUCAAGGAAACCCGGGCGUUGAUGCUGCUCGGGGAUAUCGAGAUCCCCGCGGCCGCCCGCACCCUCCCCUUGCAGGAGCAGAAGCUCAACACCUUUUACAACGAGCUUAGCUAUCUGGUGAGGGAGUAUGAGCACGUGGUGGGGCGCCCGGGAGGGGCGCGCUGCAAGAUUAUCGGCAUCACCCGACCGCUGCUGCAGCCGAUUAUCGACGCCUUGGAUGCGAUCUUCCGCCCAGGCGAAACGACCCUGACGUGGAGUUCGAUGAACGUCGAUGCGUACCUCGAACGCGUCCGCGCCGCGAUCGACGCCGUCGAUGCCCUCGUUACGAAGGUAAACGACAUCAUCACGAAUCGAAUCCAAUGCAACCUCAAGACGGUCUCCACGAUGCUGCUGGUGAACCUCUUUGAGGAGCAUUUCUCGCUGGAUCAGUUCGUGCAGGUGCAGGAACGUUUUAUCCGGCAGCAGUGCGAGGCGAUGGAUAUCAAAACCCGCGAAAUCGAGAGCGCCGUCGACGACGUCAUCAGCGCGAUCUUAAAGGGAAAUAAGGAGCUGUUCAAAGGGCGGGAGGUGGCGAUAGAGACGUCGCCGAUGAGCGGGCGGUUCUCCAGCUCAGGCAACAGCGUGAGCACGGGGCUGGAGGAUUACCACCACCACCGCCAGGAUGUCGAAACGCAGGAAAAGGUCACCACCCUCAAAGGGCAUUUUAGCAAUCUUAUGCUCAAGGCCAUCCUCACCUGCACGACGCGCUCGCUGAAUCUGCUGCGGAAGCGCGUCGGGGCGAAGAAUCGGGUGACCUUUUUGUUUCAGCAGAAGCCCUUUUUUGACGUCGAUGUGCAGCUGAUCAAUGCGGAGCCGUACGUCUUUCUGAACCCCUCGCUUGACGAGGUGCAGCGGACGAUUAACCAGUGCGCGACAGCGGUGCUCUCCUGCACGCGCUACAUCACGCGCUGGAAGGAUCUCCCGGAAGGGACCCCCUCCUUUCACGAGGAUAUCGCGAAGAAUAAGGAGGUGGUGAAGGUUGUGCUCCAGCUCACCGGCAGCGUGCACGGGUUGAAGAAGCACAUCAUGGAGUACCUCUCGCACUUCCGCAAGUACGAAGGCCUUUGGAAGGAAAAUCAGAACGAAACCUACGCCGCCUUCCUGGCGACCGACCCGGUGCUCGAUGAUUAUGAGGCGAAGCUUCAGAUGUUCGUCGCCCUCGAGCACGAGAUCCAGAACCUCGCGCCGUUCUUUAACAUCGGCAGCAUGUCGUUGCGAAAUAAACCCCUCAAGGAUGAAAUUCUCCAGCGCGUGCGGGAGUGGAAGGAGAUGUACAUCAACAAACUCUACGCCGUCUCGCAGAACAAGCUGGACUCGCUCACGCACCGCAUGGAGGAGGAAUCGCGGCAGCUGAGUGUGAACCUCCCCGAUCAGGAUAAGCUCGAGGAGCUCCGGGUGCUGAUGAACACGCUGAAAGAUAUCCGAAACCGCGAAUCCCUCGUCGACUUCCAGUUCUACCCCAUCCAGCAAGCGUACGCGCUCCUCCAGCGCUACUCGAACGUGAUCCCGAAGGAGGAGGCGGACCGCGUGGAUGAUUUGCGGUUUAAAUGGCGAAACCUCCACCAGGCCGCCGGGCAGCGCACCGAUGAGAUCAACGCGAUGCAGUUUAACUUCAAGAAGGGGCUCACGCAGGAGGUGCAGAAGUUCGGCGCCGAGGUGCUCGCGUUUCGCAACGACUACGACGCGAACGGCCCGAUGGUGGAGGGGCUCCCCCCGCAGGAGGCGAUGGAGCGGUUAAAACGCUACCAACGCCAGUUCGAUGAUAAAUUUCGAAAGUGGCUUACCCUGAUGGCGGGUGAGGAACUCUUCGGGCUCCCGCUGCACAAAUACCCCGAGCUGGUGAAGACGAAGAAGGAGCUUGAGCUUCUCGAUAAGCUCUACACGCUGUAUAUCAACGUCCUGCAGAAGGUGAACGGGUAUAACGACAUCCUCUGGUGCGAUCUCAACUUCGACGCGGUUUGCGAGGAGGUGAGCGUGUUCGUCAGCCAAUGCAAGCGGCUGCCGAAGUCGCUGCGGGAGUGGGAUGCGUACAAGGUGCUGAAACGCAUCCUCGACGACUUCAUCGAGCUCCAGCCGAUCAUCGAGGAGUUGAAGAACCCCGCGGUGGUGGAGCGGCAUUGGCAAGAGAUUAUGAAGGUGACGGGGCAUAAAUGGCGGACCGAUCCGGAUCUCUUUAAGCUGCAGGACCUCGUCGACGCGAAUCUGCUUCGUGUCGUGGACGAGGUCGUCGAUAUUGCGACCUCCUCCGUGCGGGAGGCGGAGAUCGAGGCGAAGUUCCGCGCGCAGGAGCUGCUGUGGAAGGAUCAGGAGCUUCACUUCUCAGAGUUCAAACACCGGGGGCCGAUCGUGCUGAAAGGCGACGACACUAUGGCGAUCCGCGAGGCCUUGGAGGAGUCCUCGCUCGCGGUGAACUCCAUGCUCUCGCUGCGGUAUUGUGCGUUUAUGCGGGAUACGAUCCAGAGCUUUCUGAAGAAACUCGUCAAGGUGAGCGAGUCGAUCACGCUGUGGACGGAGGUGCAGGCGACGUGGCAGUACCUCGAGGCGGUCUUCGCGGGCGGCGACAUCAUGAAGCAGCUCCCGCAAGAGGCGAAGCGCUUCGCCAUGAUCGACAAGCAAUGGCAAAAGAUCAUGAACAAGGCGAACGAGACGCCGAACGUGCUGGAGUUCUGCUACGAAAACGAGCUCCUGCAGAACUUCCCGAACCUCAAAGAGCAGCUCGACGAGUGCCAGCGGAAGCUCUCGCUUUACCUGGAGCAGAAGCGGAACCUCUUCCCGCGGUUCUACUUCGUCUCGGAUACGGUGUUGCUGGAGAUCCUCUCGCAGGCGAGUGACCCGCAGUCGAUUCAGCCGCACCUCUCCUCCAUCUUCGACGGCCUCGCCGCGGUGACGUUUGAGCGGGUGAAGCCGAAGGAGACGAACGCGCAGCCGUACAUGCAGAUCGUCGAGAUGACCUCCGCGGAGGGCCAGGCGCUGCGGAUGCGGGAGCCCACCGCGUGCGUCGGGAACGUCGAGGAGUGGCUCACCCGCCUCUGCGCGGCGAUGACCGUGACCGUGCGCGAGGUCGUCAAGGCCAGCGUGACGGAGCUCGGCACCCUGCUCGCGAACACGGCCUACCUCGGGACGAUCAUCGAGCGCUACCCCGCGCAGGUCUCCUUGUUGAUGCUGCAGUUCUUCUGGACGGCGGACGUCACGGAGUGCAUCACGAAAGGGAUUAUGAGCAGCCGCGGACGGGAGUCCGCCGCGGCCCGCGCGAAGUGCGACGCCGUGAAGAACUUCCUCGUCAACCUCACCACCUCGCCGGAGCUGGAGAGGAAGCCGCUGCGGAUGCGCACCAACGUCGAGACGCUCAUCACGAUUCAGGUCCAUCAACAGGAGGUCUUCAUCGAGCUCCAGCGCGCCACGAUUAAGGAUAUCACGCACUUUGACUGGCUCAAACAGGCCCGGUUUUAUUACAAACCGGAGCGCGACCUCACCCUCAUCUCCAUCGCCGAUUCCGAUACGGAGUACUGCAACGAGUACCUCGGGGUGAAGGAGCGGCUGGUGAUCACGCCGCUCACCGAUCGCUGCUACAUCACCCUCUCGCAGGCGCUGGCGAUGUAUAUGGGAGGCGCCCCCGCCGGCCCCGCGGGGACGGGAAAAACGGAAACCACCAAAGAUCUCGCCCGCACCUAUGGUAAGUUUUGCGUCGUGUUUAACUGCUCCGACCAGCUUGAUCGGCAUGCGAUGGGGAAGAUCAUCCGCGGGCUCUCCCAGGCGAACGCCUGGGGCUGCUUUGAUGAGUUCAACCGCAUCGAUCUACCGGUGUUGUCGGUCGUCGCGCAGCAGGUGAGCUGCGUCCUGCAGGCCCUCAAGCAGCACAAGGAGAAGUUCAUCUUUAUUGACGGCCAGAUCACCGAUCUGAUGCCCGGGGUGGGGUUCUUCAUCACGAUGAACCCCGGCUACGCCGGGCGGCAGGAGCUGCCGGAGAACCUGAAGAUUCUCUUCCGUGGUGUAACUAUGAUGGUGCCGGAUCGCCAGACGAUCAUGAAGGUGAAACUGGCCGCGCAAGGCUACAGCAAGGACGAUCUCCUCAGCAAGAAGUUCUUCAUCCUCUACAAGCUCUGCGAGGAGCAGCUGUCGAAGCAGCGGCAUUACGACUUUGGGCUUCGGAAUAUCCUCUCGGUGCUGCGCACCGCCGGCGCGGUGCUGCGGAAGAACCCAAACAAAGACGAGGAGGAUCUUUUUAUGCGCACCCUGCGGGAUAUGAACCUGUCGAAGCUCGUUUUUGAAGACAUCGCGCUCUUCGACUCCCUCUUGCGGGAUAUGUUCCCGGGCCGUCAGGCCGCCAAGGGCUCCCACCCCGAGAUCGAAGGCGAGCUGCGGAAGCUCAUCGAAGGGAAGGGUCUGAUCUACUGGACGCCGUGGGUGAGCAAGGUGCUGCAGCUUUAUGAGACGAAGCUGGUACGGCAUGGCAUCAUGGUCGUCGGCCCCGCGAUGUGCGGUAAGACACAGUGCUACGACGCGAUGACGGAUGUGCUCUCCCGCACGACGGUCCCCCAUCAGCAGCUCCGCAUGAAUCCGAAGGCGAUCACCGCGCCGCAGAUGUUUGGCCGCGUGGAUGUCUCCGGGGAUUGGCAUGACGGCGUGUUCUCCGCCCUCUGGCGGCAGGCCGUCCGCGCGGCGAAGAAGAAGAACGUCUGGAUCGUCUGCGACGGGCCCGUCGACGCGAUCUGGAUUGAAAACCUUAACACGGUGCUGGAUGAUAACAAGCUGCUCACGCUCGCGAACGGGGAUCGAAUUCAGAUGACGGAUACGAUGAAAUGCUGCUUUGAGAUGGAGAACUUGGCGAACGCAUCACCGGCGACGGUCUCGCGCGCGGGUAUCGUCUACAUUUCGGACGUCAUCCUCGGCUGGCGCCCGGUACUCGAGUCGAGGCUGAAGGCGAAGGUGCAGUCGGAUGGCAACAUCCUCCCGUCGGAUGUGCAUAAGGUGUGCAAUCCGCAGCUCGCGGAGAAGCUGCUCGAAGUGUUUCUCUCCGGCAGCGACGCGAACGGCAACUCCAAAGACGCCCUGCUCACCGAUCAGAUCGCGGAGUUUUACACCAAAGAAUGCCAGCUCAUCAUGCGAACGUCGACCGCGCAUCUCGUGCAGAACGCCUUUCAUCUCGCGGUCGCCCUUGGGGAAGAGAUCGGCGAGGGGGUGGAGGUAAACGACGUGUUGGUGGAGAAGAUCUACUGGUUUAGCAUGUCGUGGGCCUUUGGCGGGAUGCUCGGAACGAAGGAGCGCGAGCGGUUCGACCAGUUCGUGCGGACCAAGUUCACCAACCUCCCUCCGUCCACGGCGGGGAUGAUCUUCGAUUUCUCCCUGAACUGCAAGAACGGGGAGUGGGAGAGCUGGGGGAACUUUGUGGAGCCGUGGAAGUACCCAAGCGACGACCGAUUGGACUUCUCCACGCUCUUCAUCCCCACCGCCGACUCCGUUCGGCUGCACUACCUCACCCGAUGCAACGCGAUGCAGAUGCGGCCGACGCUGCUCAUGGGCGUGAGCGGCACCGCGAAGACGGUGACGAUGGAGAAGUUCCUCGACAAGGCGAAAUCGCAGGUCGAGCAGCGGAACUUCCGUAAGGUGAACUUCUCCUCCAUGACGACGCCGCAGAACUUCUACAACACCCUCGAGGAUAUGACGGAGAAGAAGAUGGGGAAUACCUAUGGCCCGAAGAACUGUGAUGCCAUGACCGUUUUCAUCGACGAUAUCAACAUGCCCGAGAUUAACGAGUGGGGCGAUCAGAUCACGAACGAGAUCGUGCGGCAGGUGAUCGAGCUCAAUCAGGUCUACGACCUCUCCAAACCUGGUGUGUAUAAGGUCCUGAAGGGGAUGGAUUUCAUGGCGGCGAUGUCGCACCCGUCGGGUGGCAAAAACGACAUCCCCAACCGCCUGAAGCGCCACUUCUCCAUCUUCAACGUCCCCCUCCCGGAGGAGAGCAACAUCCAGCAGAUCUUCGGCACCAUCUUUGAGGGUCGCUUCUCCAACGGGAACUACUCGCAAGGGGUGCAGGACAUCGCGCGGAUGCUCACCACGAUGUCGAUCAGCUUCUGGGAGGCCAUCGUCAAGCGCAUGCUGCCGACGCCCGAUAAGUUUCACUACUUCUUCAACCUUCGCGAUCUGUCGAACAUCACGCAGGGGGUGAUGCUCGCCGGCAUGUUCGCCGACCCCGACCGCCCGGAGAAGCGUGCGCAGAGCAAACCGUGGGAGAUCAUCACCGACCCGCUGAAGCUGCUUCAGAUCUGGAAGCACGAGUGCGCGCGGGUGUUUAGCGAUAAACUGAACAGCGUGCAGGAUAAGAAGUGGUUCGACGCCCACAUCCAGGAUUGCAUCACCGCGCAUCUCGCCGGAACCCCUUAUAAGGACCUCGCCGAUCAGGUGCAGGCGCCGAUCUACAUGGCGAACUUCCUGCGCGAUCCGAUCUACGAUCCGGAGACGGGUGAGCUGGCGGAACCCGCGCCGCGGAUUUACGAGCCCGCGCCUUCGAUGACCGCGAUCCUCGACCGCCUCGUGGCGGCGAUGAAAGCCCACAACGAAACCCCCGCCGGGCGCGUCCGAAAGCUCAACCUCGUGCUCUUCGAUGCAGCGUUGAAGAACGUCUGCCGCGUCUCCCGUGGGCUCUCCUUGCCGCGCGGGAAUCUCCUCCUGGUGGGGGUGGGUGGGAGCGGCAAGCAAUCCCUCGCACGCCUUGCCGCCUUCGUGAAUAACUACGACUACGCCACCCUCACGAUCUCCAAAGGAUUCAGCGUCAGCCAACUCUUCGACGCGAUUCGCGAGCAAUACAUCUCGGCGGCGACGAAACGCCCGGUGAUGAUGCUCUUCACCGACAACGACAUCAAACAGGAGAUCUUCCUCGAGUACAUCAACUCCUUCCUUUCCAACGGUGAGAUCGCGGGGCUCUUCGCGAGCGACCAACGUGACUCCGCGAUUAAUGAGAUUCGCAACGUCAUGAAGAAGGAUCCGUACGCGAAGUUUGAGGAUAUGAGCGAGACGCUGUGGAAGUACUUCAUCAACCGGGUGCGGGAGCGGCUUCACUUUGUGCUCUGCUUCUCCCCAGUCGGGGAGCGGUUCCGGACCCGCGCGCGGAAGUUCCCCGCGCUCGUCUCCACCUGCAUCAUCAACUGGUUCUUCCCGUGGCCCAAACAGGCCUUGCUGAAUGUGUCUUCCCGCACGAUCAAGAACUUCGCGGCGGCCACGGAUAACAAAACGAAGGCCGCGCUGGUCGAGCUCAUGGCGGAGAUCCACACCCUCAUGCUCGAGCGUUCGGAGGAGUACCUCCUGCGGUAUCGCCGCUCCGUCUACAGCACGCCAAAGUCCUACCUCAGCUUUAUCGACUCCUUCACGACGGUGUAUGAGAAGAAAUACCGCCAACUCAACGAGGAGGCGAUGAAGAUCAACAGCGGGCUGAAGAAACUCCACCAGGCGGCCGAGGACGUCCGCGUGAUGCGGACGCAGCUCCAGGAAAAGGAGAUGCUCCUGAGCAACAAGCGGAAGGAAACGGACGUACUCGUGAAGGAGAUCGAAAUCCACACCGCCGAGGCGGAGAAGAAACGGGCGGAGGUGGAGUUGGUGAAGGAGAGCGUCGCGAACGACGCGGCGAUCGUCGCGCAGGGCGAGGCCGAGGCGAAGAAGGACCUCGAGGCGGCCGAGCCCGCCCUCAUUGAGGCCAUCGAAUCCCUCAACUCCAUCACCGCGCAGGACUUCGUGACGCUGAAGAAACUCGCGAAUCCGCCGGCGCUGAUUAAGCGCAUUUUCGACGCCGUAUCGGUGCUGCUGCACCGCCCGCUCCUCGUUCCGGGCUGCGAGGUCGUGAAGGGGACGCUGUGGAUCACCGACUCGUGGGAUUUCAGCGGCCGCCAACUCGCCUCCGACACCUCCACGCUCGACCUCCUCAAGGAUUUCGGGCAAACCCGCAAGGAUAACAUCAACGAGGAGACCUGCGAGCUGCUGCUGCCGUACCUGUGGAUGGAAGGGUUCACCGCCGACGCGGCGCGGAAGGCCUGCGGGAAUGUCGCGGGCCUCUGCACGUGGGUGAGUAGCAUGUACAAAUACAUCAACAUCGCGAAGAUCGUGGCGCCGAAGAAGGAGGCCUUGCGCAUCGCCACCAUCAAACUCCGGGGCGCGAACAAGAAGAAGGAGGAGCAGGAGCAGGAGCUCGCGCGGGUGACCGCCGAGGUUCGCGAGUUCAACGCCCAGUUGUUGACGGAGAACGCGAAGAAAAAGGCCCUCGAGGAUGACGCGAUGCGAACGAAGCAGCGGAUGGACAGCGCGAAUGGCCUCAUCGACGCCCUUUCCGGCGAGCGGGAGCGGUGGACGCAACAGAGUAAUGAGUUCAAAACGCUCAUCACCCGCCUCGUCGGCGACGUCGCGCUGAGCUGCGCGUUCAUCAGCUAUUGCGGUCCCUUUAACUCCGAAUUCCGCACCCAACUGCUCUACGAUUACUUCUACCCCAAGUGCAAGCAGUUGGAUAUCCCGGUCACGCCGGAUAUCAACAUCGUCAAAUUUCUCGUCGACGAGACGACCAUCGCGGACUGGCAGCUCGAGGGCCUCCCGGUGGAUAGCCACUCCGUGCAGAACGCCAUCAUGAUCACGACCAGCUCCAAAUUCCCGCUCAUGAUUGAUCCGCAAGGGCAGGCGCUGAACUGGAUUCGCAAGCGGACGGAAUCGCAGCUGAACCGGCUCGUUCAGAUGGCCGACCGGAGCUUCCCGAAUCACCUGCAGGAGCUGAUGGAUAAGGGCGGCGCGCUCAUCAUCGAGAACGUCCCGGAGGAAAUCGACCCGAUGAUCGACCCCGUGCUCGAAAAGCAGAUCGCGCGCAGCGGCAAAACCCAGAUCAUCCGAAUCAACGGUGAGGAGAUGACCUACAACGAUAAGUUCAACAUGUUCAUGGCGACGAAGCUGCCCAACCCGAAUUUCACCCCCGAACUUUUCGCGAAGUGUCUGGUGAUCGACUUCACCGUCACGAUGGAGGGUCUCGAGCAGCAGCUCCUCUCACACGUCAUCGGGCGCGAAAAGGCCGAACUCAACGAGGAGAGCGCGAAGCUGAACGAGGACAUCAACAGCAACGAGAAGCGCCGCAAGAACCUCGAGGAUCGCCUGCUCAAACAGCUGAGCGAAUCCCAAGGCAACCUCAUCGACGACGUCGAUCUCAUCAACACGCUUCAGGAGACCAAAGACGCAUCGGCGGAUAUCGCGGAGAAGCUCGCGACGGCCUUCGAAACGAAGAAACGCAUCGCGGGGGCCUGUGAGGAGUACCGCUCCGUCGCCUGUCGUGGCGCCGUGUUGUACUUCCUGGUGGUGCAAAUGUCGCUCGUCAGCAACAUGUAUCAAACCUCCCUCGUUCAGUUCAACGGCGUCUUUGAUAAUGCGAUCCUCAAGUCGGAUCAUCACGCCCUCACGACGAAGCGCAUCACCAUCAUCAUCGAAUACCUCAUGCAGGCCGUCUUCAAGUACAUCAUCCGCAUGCUCUUCUCCAAGCACCGACUCCUCUUUGUGCUGCUCAUGGCCUGCAAGAUCGAGAUCAAGGCCGGGCGGCUUGACAACACCGCUUUCGAGGUCUUCCUCAAGGGCGGCGGCGCGAUGCAGGUGGAUCGGGCCAAACCAUUUGGCUGGAUUAAAGAUAAGGUCUGGGCGAAUAUCAACGCCGUCGCGCAGCAGGUGCCGCGCGCGUUCAAGCAGCUCCCUGACCUCAUCAUCCGCAACGAGCAGCAAUGGCGGCAGUUCAUCGAGUCGGAGUCGAUCGAGACGCAGGUCGUUCCGGAUAUCAACGAUAAGAUCGACGCGUUUGAGCGUUUGGUGUUGGUGCGCGCGCUGCGGGAGGAUCGCACGAUGCUCGCGGCCACGCAGUACGUCUCGCAGAUCCUCGGCAAGGAGUUCGCGGAGCCGCAGCUGCUGGAGUUGUUGGAUGUCGUCGAGGAGACGACCGGGGUGACCCCGAUCUUCUUCCUGCUCUCGCAGGGCUCGGACCCGACGACCCUCAUCGAGGCCUCCGCGAAGAAGCUGAAGAAGAAGAUCUACCCCAUCUCGAUGGGGCAAGGCCAGGAGGCGGCGGCGAUGAACAUCGUGAACAUCGCCUGGGCGAACGGCGACUGGGCGCUGCUCCAGAACUGCCACCUCGGCCUCCCCUUCUUGAUUCAGCUGGAGGAGAAGCUGCGGCUGCAGUUGAUGCCAGCGCAGCCCGGGGAGCGGAAGGCGGAAAUCCACGAGGAGGCCCGGCUGUGGAUCACGUCGGAACCGCACAACGCGGUGCCGAUUGGGUUGCUGCAAAUGUCCAUUAAGCUCACGAAUGAACCCCCGCAGGGGAUUAAGGCCGGCCUCAUCCGGACCUACUCGUGGAUGUCGCAGGAUUACCUGGAGAUGUUCCGUCGCCCGGAAUGGCGGCCGAUGCUCUUUACCCAGUGCUUCCUCCAUUCCCUCGUCGUGGAGCGGCGGAAGUUCGGCCCGAUCGGGUUCAGCGUCCCCUAUGAGUUCAACCAGGGCGACUGGACCGCCUCGGUGCAGUUCCUCAUCAAUCACAUGACGACAAUCGGGGAGCAGAUGCGGAAUCCGGUGAAUCGCGAUACCGUCUGUUAUAUGGUCUCCGACAUCCAGUACGGCGGCCGUAUCACCGACAACAACGACCGCGCGCUCUUCAAGGCGAUCACCGAAUUCCUCUACGAUCCCCACAUCACCAACCCCGACCGGUGCAAGGAUGGAAAGGAGAUGACGGAGUUCUACCCGGGCUACGGCAUCCCGCUCUUCGACGACAUCAACAAACACCGCGAGUUCAUCCGCGAGACCUACCCCGAUAUCGACACCCCGGAGGUGUUUCAGAUGCACUCGAAUCAGGAUAUCACCUACCGCACGCGCCAGGCGCAGGAGGUGCUCGCGACGAUCCUUGACGUUCAACCCCGCGGCGCCACCACCACGGGCGGCAUCACCCGCGAGGAUAAGGUGAUCGCGAUGGCCGAUCAGUACCUCAAACUGCUGCCGGCGACGUGGACGGUCGACCGGGCCCUCCACCUCGGCGAUCGGCAGCCCCUUUCCAUCUUUGCCGGGCAGGAGAUCGAUCGUCUGUUGACGACGAUUCAGACGGUGCGAAGGACCUGCCAGGACCUCAAACUCGCCGUCGCGGGGACGAUCAUCCUGACGCCCGCGCUGCAGGACGCCCUCGACAACCUCUACGACGCCCGCGUUCCCCCGCUGUGGGUGGCGGUGGGGUGGCCCUCGCCGAAUAUCUCGCUCUGGAUUAAAGAGGUGGUGCAGCGGUACGAGCAGCUCAACAGCUGGGCGUCUGUGGGGCGGCCGCCGGUGUACUGGCUCGGGGGCUUUUUCAACCCCCAGGGCUUUUUGACCUCGGUGCGGCAGGAGAUCACGCGAAGCCACAGCAACGAGGCGGUGCCGUGGGCCCUCGACAAGGUCGAAACCCGCACGGAGGUCCGCUCCUCCGAGUACCGCCCGGGGCAGGAGAAUAAGCCGGAGGAUCUGCGCACCGAGCGCGGGGAGGUGGUCGUCCACGGGCUCUACCUUGAGGGCGCGAUGUGGGAUAAGACGAACCGCCGGCUGAAGGAUCCACUCCCCGGCGACCUCUUCCGCGAGCUCCCGAUGCUUUUGAUCUCCGCCAUCAACAAGGACGCCCCACCACCUCAGCAGCCCGUCCCCAUCAAGCCGGGCGUCGGCGUCGUCAAGGAGAAGAAGGUGAAACAGGAGUACUACCGCUGCCCGGUGUAUAAAUACCCGACCCGGUCGGAUACGAACUGGAUCUUCGAUGUGCAGCUGCCCGUCGCCGAAGACGAUGCGUACUGGCGUAUGCACGGUGUCUGCUUGCUUGGCAGCAUUGACUAG